Arabidopsis thaliana (thale cress) is the source of this 2531-nucleotide messenger RNA. RefSeq names its product Serine/Threonine kinase family catalytic domain protein. Gene Ontology annotation, cellular component: membrane; plasma membrane. Bases 341 to 2287 code for a protein of 648 amino acids. The record is from RefSeq and is marked reviewed. NCBI's taxonomy places the organism in Eukaryota, Viridiplantae, Streptophyta, Magnoliopsida, Brassicales, Brassicaceae. The transcript has 4 exons. Gene Ontology annotation, molecular function: protein serine kinase activity; protein kinase activity; polysaccharide binding.
CUUAGUCGAACAAUUGCAUUUGUAUGUAACUAUGAAGUCGAUAUUUAUAGGUAUCAACUAUCAAGUCGCUUUCAGUCUGUCCAAAAAAAAACACACUAUAGUUUCCAACAAGUCAAAUAACCAUUAAAGAUCUGUAUGAAUCUCUGACCGUUCAUAUACAUAAAUAAUUUAUUUAGGAUGUAGUUAUAAUGUAAUCACUAAUCAGCGAUCAUAAUCUGUUUUAAAUUCGCCGGACUGUAAUUAAUAAAAGUCGUCACCGAUCAUUUUGACCAAUCUUCCAUAAAAUCCCCAAAACCUCUCACCAAAAAAAAAAAAAGAAGGCUUUAGUUGUCAAAACCCAAUGUCCAUCUUUUUUUUCUUCAUCAGCUUCGUCGUCUUCUCCGUCGCUGACCUCCCGUCGUGCUUCUCAGCCGAUCAACAGUACGAGGAGUGUCGCUCACGUAAUCUGACAUGUGGAUCUGGACACAGGGUAUUCGAGAGUACCACGUAUCCGUUCUGGGGUGGAUUCAAUAAACCCAAAUUCUGCGGUCAUUCGUCAUUCAAACUCUCCUGCGAGGGUGAUCAAAACCUAACCCUAGCGAUCGGGAACAUCACUCUUCGCGUUGUUUCUGCGAAUCUGGAGGAUCAUAAAAUUUCCGUUGCCGAUGAUAGUCUACUAGACGGAGGUUGCCUAAACAUUUGGAACUUCAACGGGAAGAAUCAGUUCACAUUAGACUCCAACACCGAGACGAUCGAUGUAUUCGUCAACUGUUCCGGCGUAGCUCCGUUGCAGAUUUCUUGCGAAGAAAGCUACGAGGAUCCGGUGACAUAUCAUGUCUUGCGAUCGUCGGAUUCUGACGAAGGUUGUAUGAAAUAUGCAGAAAUUCCGAUGCUGAGGUCUGCUAAGGACGAGCUUCAACGGUCCGAACUAACUUUUGUGGAAGCUUUGAGAAAAGGAUUCGAUUUGAGGUACAUCAUGGAAGACAAAGCUUGCCGGAGAUGCAUUGAUUCCGGUGGGAUUUGUGGUUCGGCGUUAGAUUCGGAGAGUUUCCGGUGUCUAUGUGCGGACAGACCUCACAACUCCUCCUGCGACGAUAACACUAACCAAGGCAAAAAUGAUAAAAGAAGGAGAGUGAUAGUGAAGGUACUCAUAGGUGCAUCCGCUGCGGUCGUAGGAUUAAUAGCUGCGAGCAUAUUUUGGUAUGUAUACCAUCGUAGAAAAACAAAAAGUUACAGAAAUUCUUCAGCAUUGCUUCCAAGAAACAUCUCAUCAGAUCCAUCUGCAAAGUCUUUUGACAUCGAGAAAGCAGAGGAAUUAUUAGUCGGAGUUCAUAUUUUCUCUUACGAAGAACUUGAAGAAGCCACUAAUAACUUCGACCCAUCUAAAGAACUCGGUGAUGGAGGCUUUGGUACUGUCUAUUACGGUAAGCUUAAAGAUGGACGAAGCGUAGCCGUUAAACGGUUAUACGAUAACAACUUCAAAAGAGCAGAGCAAUUCAGGAAUGAAGUUGAGAUCUUAACGGGUUUACGCCAUCCAAACCUCGUGGCUCUCUUUGGAUGCUCCUCAAAACAGAGCCGGGACUUACUGCUAGUGUAUGAGUAUGUUGCAAACGGCACGUUAGCUGAUCAUCUACAUGGUCCACAGGCAAACCCUAGCUCACUUCCUUGGUCUAUUCGGCUCAAAAUCGCUGUUGAAACUGCCUCUGCCUUGAAGUAUCUCCACGCCUCCAAGAUCAUCCACCGUGAUGUUAAAUCCAACAACAUCCUUCUCGACCAAAACUUCAAUGUCAAGGUUGCGGAUUUUGGACUCUCUAGACUGUUUCCUAUGGAUAAAACGCACGUAUCUACCGCUCCACAAGGAACUCCGGGAUAUGUCGACCCGGAUUACCACUUAUGCUAUCAACUCUCAAACAAAAGCGACGUGUACAGCUUUGCGGUAGUGUUAAUGGAGCUUAUCUCUUCACUUCCAGCAGUCGACAUCACAAGACCGCGCCAAGAGAUCAACCUCUCGAACAUGGCAGUCGUUAAAAUCCAGAACCACGAGCUCCGCGACAUGGUGGAUCCGUCACUUGGGUUUGACACGGAUACAAGAGUGAGACAGACGGUGAUCGCUGUCGCUGAGCUGGCGUUCCAAUGCUUGCAGUCGGAUAAAGAUCUUAGGCCAUGUAUGUCGCACGUGCAGGAUACGUUGACGAGGAUACAGAACAAUGGAUUUGGUUCGGAAAUGGAUGUUGUAGAUGUGAACAAGAGUGGACCGUUGGUUGCACAGUCUCCAGAUAGUGUCAUUGUGAAAUGGGACAGUAAGUAAAAUUAGUCGCACGGCCACUAACAUUGUAUGUGUUUAUUAUUUGUAUGUUUAAAAUUGUCAGUUAACAGUUAGAGAAUGGUGUUCGUGUUCUGUAUUAGAUGAUAUUUUUGGGAAUGUAUAUAAUGAUGAUCUUGUUCCGAUUCCACCUAGAGAGGGACCGUAACAUACAAAACUUCGUGAUUGGGCCUGACCGGACUAAAUCAGCAAUUUUGUAUUGCUAUUUGCUGCCAACUGAAACUAUUUU